AUGGUAGCUUCCAUACAUCCUGUAAACUCUGACGACCAAGAUGACAACCCUCACCAAGCAGUCAAAUCAGAAACAGACUCAGUUUUAUCCGAUCACACCUCUUCCUUCAAUGCUCAAUCCAUCAAAUUCUGCCUAAUCUUCCUAAUUAGUGGACUAGUUAUCUUGAGUGUUCUCGUCCUCUCUGGCACAUGGUUAGCAAGUUUUGCUCCAGCCAUUACAAAAUCAUCCAAUGCUGAAAGAGAUUCCGAAUUGAAAUCAAUCAUUAAUUAUAUUGAAACAACUUUUAAAGAAUUGGUCAUGUCUUCGGUGAAUAUUAAACAGCAAAUGGUUGGGGAUGGGAUUGAUCCGUAUGAUGAGAAGGUGACUCGACAAAAGACAUUUAGUGGAUAUAAGAGUGUUAAGAAAAAUCAUGAUGGAAUGAUAAUAUCGAGCUAUGUUGGUGAUCCAAACAAUUACUGUUUUGGAACAAUCAAUUGGGGCAAUGGCUCUGCAAUCUUUAACAUUACCAAAGUUGACCAAAAAAUUUACUAUUGCGACAAUUGGGAAGAAACACUUUUUUGUAAUUCAAGUUCAACUCCAGAUGAGAUUGCAGCUUCUUUUGAUUUAAGUGUCAUUAUCGCUCAAUGCAAGGACACGCCAACUGUCAUUUCCUACACGCCAAGUUAUGCUGACCCAGCCAUGCCUCAAUAUGUCUUUAUUUCAUUGAUUAAUUGUGUGGCUAAUCCAGUUACCAACAAAUUUUGGUAUUAUUACGGAAAUGAUUUGACUACGGGUUCAAUUUCUGAAUUUUUACAAAAGAAAGUUGAAACUUUGGAAGGAUCGAGAAGUUUCAUUGUCGAAACUUCGUCUGAUUAUUUGAUUGCAGUUGAUAAUUCAGUGUCUAUUUCAAGAUGGGGAAGUGAUGGUGCAUUGGUGAGAGAAACAGCUCUUACUGUAUCAGAUUCGUCUAUUAAUUCGAUUACUGCCACUACACGAAACUUUCAUCAAAAAUGGAAAGAUUUCAAAUGCAAUGAAAUCGAAGUUUCAACCUCAUCAACAGAUUACAUCUCUAUACAAACAUUGAUUGGAUCAUUGUCUUGUCCAUUCCUCAAUGGAAAUACAUUGGAUCAACAAUCAUUGCUGUCAUCACUUCCUUAAUUGGAAGUUUACUAAUCGUAACUAUUGGAAUCGUAUUGGGAAUUGUUGUGUCCAUAAAGAUUGUUAAGCCAUUCAGAAAUUUGAUGGAUCUAUUCGAAAGUGUGGCCAAUAUGGAUUUGGAUAACAUUGAAGUGAUUCCAAGUUAUUUC
This is a messenger RNA of Naegleria gruberi, 1286 nucleotides long. RefSeq lists its product as uncharacterized. The record is from RefSeq and is a predicted model, not a curated record. Lineage: Eukaryota; Heterolobosea; Eutetramitea; Acrasida; Naegleriidae. The transcript is spliced from 3 exons. Bases 1 to 1137 code for a protein of 378 amino acids.